AACCUCCUCCUCACAGUGAUGGCCGCAUCGGGAAUGUAUUGUAAGUAAUCAUAUGGGAUCACAAAAGAUGCAUUUGAUUGUUGUGUUCUCCUCCUUUAGGGAUAAACAGCAAGAUAUUUUUAGUGAGAUCACCCCCACCUCCUCCCGUUCAGACUUUCUCCUCGGGGAUGGAACUCUAUCUAACCAAAGGUACACGAUGGACUGACGUCAGAGCACCACUAGUCUGACGUGUGAACACCCCCCGCGACCACAAACAACACACCAGCCCUACCUAUCAACAGUAUUUCCUCUCGUAGACGAACCGAUAAGGCGCACUCUCCCUCCAUCGCAGCCAGAGGAGUCUUUGGAAUAAUCUUAACAUAACGGAGACUUCUUUAUCAUCGCCACACGGCAGCUGUAUCUCGGGGGGUUUGGGCUGCUUUUAGCGAGACUAUCUGUAAAUAUCUAUUUUUUUCUCAUCUGGCUGAAUUACCUCUGACAUGGAAGUGGCAUGUCGUCCAGCGGUGAUGUGCUGUGCGUUCGCCGUCCUCUUCUCCGUGCUUCCCCGUACGCUGGGCUCUCCCUACGGGGACAGGCAGUACCUGAACGAGUGGGCAGUGGAGAUCCCUGCUGGGCUGCUGGCGGCGAAGGCGAUCGCCCUGGAGCUGGACUACGAGCUGGUCAGACAGAUUGGGGCCCUGGAAGACCACUUCUUGUUCCGACACCGCAAUCAUCCUCGCAGAAUGAAGCGCAGUGCCCAUCACAUCACCAGGCAGCUGUCGGAGGAUGAUCGGGUGCUGUGGGCAGAGCAGCAAUAUGAAAAGCGACGCAGCAAGCGAGCAGCCCUCAGAGAGUGUGGAGAUUGCACUGUGGACAAGCUGUUUGAUGAUCCUAUGUGGAACCAGCAGUGGUAUCUGCAAGACACGCGGACUUCUUCCUCGUUGCCCAAGCUGGACCUGCAUGUGAUCCCUGUGUGGCAGAAAGGCAUCACAGGAAAAGGAGUGGUCAUCACCGUCCUCGAUGACGGGCUGGAGUGGAACCACACAGACAUCUACUCCAACUACGAUGCAGCAGCCAGCUAUGAUUUCAACGACAACGACCCAGACCCUUUUCCCAGAUAUGACUCCACCAAUGAAAACAAGCACGGGACGAGGUGUGCAGGGGAGAUUGCUAUGCUGGCAGACAACAAUAAAUGUGGAGUUGGGGUGGCAUACAAAUCAAAGGUUGGAGGGAUUCGUAUGCUGGAUGGGGUUGUGACUGAUGCCAUUGAGGCGAGCUCCAUUGGAUUCAAUCCAAACCAUGUGGAUAUCUACAGUGCCAGUUGGGGACCAAAUGAUGAUGGCAAGACAGUGGAGGGUCCUGGCCGUCUCGCCCAGAAAGCUUUUGAAUACGGUAUUCAGAAGGGCCGGGGUGGGAAAGGUUCUAUCUUUGUUUGGGCAUCAGGAAAUGGAGGCCGACAGGGUGAUAACUGUGACUGCGAUGGCUACACAGACAGCAUCUACACAAUCUCAAUCAGCAGUGCUUCCCAGCAGGGCCUCUCCCCUUGGUAUGCUGAGAAGUGCUCCUCCACUUUGGCUACUGCGUACAGCAGUGGAGACUACACUGAUCAGAGGAUUACAAGUGCUGAUCUGCACAACCAGUGCACUCAGACCCACACUGGAACCUCAGCUUCUGCCCCUCUGGCUGCUGGAAUAUUUGCCCUUGCACUGGAGCAAAAUCCUAACCUUACUUGGAGAGAUCUGCAGCACAUUGUGGUCUGGACCUCAGAGUAUGACCCAUUGGCCAAUAACCCAGGAUGGAAGAGAAACGGAGCAGGGCUGAUGGUCAACAGCCGUUUUGGCUUUGGUCUUCUCAAUGCCAAAGCCCUGGUGGACCUUGCUGACCCAGCCAGUUGGAAGCAUGUGCCAGAGAAAAAACUGUGUAUUGUCAGAGAUGACUCAUUUCAGCCAAGGGAACUCAAAGCAGCUGGGGAGAUCACUAUAGAGAUUCCAACCAAAGCGUGUGCAGGGCAGGAAAAUGCUGUUCGCUCAUUGGAGCAUGUGCAAGUAGAGGCCAGCAUUGAGUACACUAGGAGAGGGGACCUGCACAUCACCCUCACCUCCCCAGCCGGCACCACUACUGUGCUUCUGGCAGAGCGAGAGAGAGACACAUCAUCUAACGGUUUCAGAAACUGGGCCUUCAUGUCUGUCCACACAUGGGGAGAAGAUCCAGCUGGUACCUGGACCCUAAAGAUUACAGAUACUUCAGGACGUAUGGAGAAUAAGGGAAGGAUCUUAAACUGGAAGCUGAUUCUCCAUGGUACAUCAGAAAAGCCAGAGCACAUGAAGAAACCUCGUAUAUACAUUGCUUACAACGCUGUGCAGAAUGACCGCCGAGGUGUAGAACACAUGGAUGACUUGAUAGAGGAGCCCACUCCGGCCCAGCCACCUCAGAAAACUGAGCCUGCAAAAGCCUCUCUUCCAGAGAAGGAGCCCAGAAAGUCUUCAAACUCCUCUUACUCCCCCUCUCUGGCUCUUUUGCGUCUCCUGCAAACAGCCUUCAACCGCCAGGCCUUGCAGCAGUCCUCGACUGCAGAGAGGUCCUCCCCUGCCUGGAGGAAACACCAGCUGGUCAUUCCUGCGACAAGACUCCCACCGCAAAAGCUGUUUCAGGCUCUGGACCUGAUCAACAAGUACCAGGGCCCAGAGGGCAUCAUCUACAGUGACUACAGUGAUGGCUUCUACAGCAUCAAGCCGUACAGGCACAGGGACGACCGACUGCUGCAGGCCCUGUUCCAGAUGCUUGACGACGAUCGAAAGUGAGAGUCAUGACCUGUGGGGAGAAGAAGAAUCGCGGUGUUUGUUUGGGAGCGGGGGAACAAGGGGGUGGAGGGGAAAUAAAUCAAAACGAUUACUGGAAGAGAAGAAGAGAAGAUAAGAAAUACCCCAAAUGCUGCAUUUCUGAUCUAUUUGCCAAUCACCAUUUGUUAAUUGAUUGUUUCAUAUCUUCAUUUAUCCAUGCAAAGUUACCUAAAGUGAUUCAAUAUAAAGAAGUUAUUUAAAGCCUCUCAGCUGUAAAAAAAUAUCCUUAUGUGUUAAACAUACAAGCAUUUAACUCAAAGUAAAAGGGGUGAUGGUGUUACGGUGGUGGUGCCUCUCAUAUCUCUACUGCUUGCUCAAGCAUGCCACCUUCAGAGUAUAUGUUUUCUUAAAAGUAGCUAUAUCUAUAUAUAUUAUUCAGACAAUGAUUGUAAUAUGGUGUAAGCACCAAUCUAGUGUCCCCAUCUCUUCACAAACAGUAUAACAGGAUGGUUUCUUUUACACCAUGGGGAUAAAGUGAUACAAAACAAGUCUAAAACUUCAACACGGAAUUGAAAAUAUUGAAACUGUUCUCAGGGUGUUAACAAAGCUCAAGAAAGUAACAAUAAUUUUCUGUCCGCUCUCAAGUACCAUGGGAAACACAUUUACUGUGAAAGAUUAUUUAUGCUUAGUAUGCAGAUGUACUAAGAAGCUAUCAAUGACAGUACACUUUUCAAUUCAAACUUCUCUUUUAAAAUAUUUAUUAAAUGAACAUCCAAAUAAGAUAUUCAAGUUCUUGCGCAAUUUGUUUCAUUUUGUAAGAGUAAAAUGCUGCAUUAAAGGAAAUAUUUUUCUAAGGAACCAAGAUAACUUAUGAAAUAUACAACAUCAAACCCUUUCAUCAGAGUAGACUGAACUACAUACAAACACUGCCAAAAACAAAAGUUCAAAACAGCUUCUACAUAUUCGGACUGUCUGUACACACCGACUGGACAAGUGCAUAUAGUGUUUGUUUGGUUUUUGUUCACUUUCUGUCAAAUGCCAGUUACUUUUGUGAAUCCUCUUGAAAUUUUAUGGUUUUCCACAUUUAUUAUGAAUUGAUCUAUCACAUUCAGAGGUUGACUGUGAGCGCUGUAGAAUAGGGACUCUGUUCUGAAACAAUCAAUCAUUCAUGUUGAACGCCUUAAUUUAUUCUGUAAGAAAUGUGUAUACUCUUCUCCGUGUGGUGUAGAUCAGUUUACAGAUGCUAUUACAAGUGUUUAGGACAUGAACUGUGAAGCCUCAAUGCAGAGCCUCUAUUCUUCAGCUGGAAACAUCCUGGCCCACUUCUCUGCCAACAAGAAGACAGAAAAAGAUUACGUUUGGGAGAAGCAUUUGCGUGUUCCCUGUAAUUUAUCCAUACUUUAAAGUAGCCUAUGACGUUUUCUGUGAGUUUUUUUUUUUUUUUACAAAGUCUUCAGUCCCAAGUUGUUUACACAAACCAAAAAUCAUGUUGCGAUUUCUGUAUGGAUGUAUAAAAAAGUAGAAGAUAUAUAUAAAUAAACUGCAAAGGGAGAACCUGAGUUUGCUGGGUCUUUGGCCGUUGACAGUAGCAUCUUCUGGUAAACAAAAGGAAGUGA
Menidia menidia (Atlantic silverside) is the source of this 4375-nucleotide messenger RNA. The record is from the annotation of a GenBank genome assembly. NCBI's taxonomy places the organism in Eukaryota, Metazoa, Chordata, Actinopteri, Atheriniformes, Atherinopsidae.